Messenger RNA from Lethenteron reissneri (Far Eastern brook lamprey), 1626 nucleotides. RefSeq names its product obscurin-like. NCBI's taxonomy places the organism in Eukaryota, Metazoa, Chordata, Hyperoartia, Petromyzontiformes, Petromyzontidae. The record is from RefSeq and is a predicted model, not a curated record.
AUGGCAAAGCCGGGUGCCCAGCUGGAGGUGCGCGUGGAGGCCGGCGGGCAGGCCGUGAUGCGCUGCGAGCUGCUCGACGCGGGCGGCGCCGUCGAGUGGCUGAGGGAUGGGGAGCGGCUGGAGUCCGGGAGAGGUGUCCUGCUGGAGGAGGACGGCUCGGUGCAGCGGCUCGUCGUCCAGCAAGCGAGCGGCGCUCACGCCGGCACCUACGUGUGCCGCUCGCAAGGCGGAGACGCCGCGUUCCGGCUGCAGGUCACAGAACCCAUCGUUGCAUCGUCAGCUGCCUCGCAAGUACAAGACUCUGUGACGGUGUCGUUCAACACGGGGAUCGCCAGCAAGGUGGCGGCCGAGGGCGAGGAGGUCACCUUCAGGUGCUCCGUGUCACCGAGCGACGUGGCGGUGAAGUGGUACCGCGAAGGAGUGCAGCUCAAGCCCACGAGCCGCAUCUCCAUCUCAGCGGAGCCUCCCUGCCACUGCUUGACCUUCCACAACGUGAAGCUCUCCGACACCGGCGAAAUCAAGGCGGUGGCGGGGAGCAUUCGUUCUACCGCCAAGCUGCAGGUGCAAGAGGCUGUGAUUUCAUUUGUGCGGAAACUUGGCCCGGUCGAGGUGGAGGAGCGGCAGACGUUCGUGCUUGAGGUGGACGUGUCCAAGGCCUCGGCAGAAGUGAAGUGGACGCGCAAUGGCCUAGUGAUCCAGCCGAACAAGCGCUUCCUGUUUGAGGCCGACGGCUCCCGGCGCUCCCUGACCAUACUCUCGGCAGAGAUGGGCGACCGAGGCCUUUACUCAUGCGAGACGCUGCAUGAGAAGACCCAAGCGAAAGUGACCAUCCAACCGCGUGCAAUCCGUGUGGUGAAACCCCUGGAGCCUGUGAUCGUGAUGGAGAAGGAGGCCGCCACCUUUAAGUUGGAGCUCUCCCACGUGGGUGUGGAGGGCCAGUGGUCGAGGGACGGCAUCCGCUUCCGGCAAAACAACCGAUGCCAGAUUUCCACCUUCGGGAAGUCGCACAGCCUGACCAUUUUGAGCGUGCGAGAGGACGACGUCGGCAUCAUCGCGUUCCAGGCUGAGGGGGUGCGCACGUCAGCGCAGCUCACAGUCGCAGAAUCGCCGGUGACCUUCACGAAGCAGCUGCAGGAGACGCACGUCCCUCACAAAGGCAGCACGGUGCUGGAAUGCGAAGUGUCGCGUGCCAACGCGGAGGUCAAGUGGCUCAAGGACGGCUCUGAGCUGAAAUCGGACCAGCGCAUCCGCGUGGUGGGGCACGGCGUGCGGCGCUCUCUACGCCUUACCGGGUGUGAGCCCCAGGACAGCGGCCUGUAUGUGUGCCAGGCCGACAAGAACAGCACGACGGCGACGCUGCACGUCCACGCGCGCGAGAUUCGCAUUCUGCGAGGCCUGGAGGACCAGCUGGUGAACGAGAACGACAAUGCGGUGUUCGUGUGCGAGACGUCGCACGACGACGUGGACGUGCAGUGGCUUCUCAACGACAAGAAGCUCCGCUCCAGCUACAGCGUCCGUAUUCGCCAGGAAGGCGAGUGGCGCUCGCCAAAAAUAUUCAUGGGACUUUUAACGACGGUGCUCUUUGUUCGUCGAUGGUUGUAUGACCCGAAGGCAUUCUGUCUCUAA